Chanos chanos (milkfish) is the source of this 2148-nucleotide messenger RNA. RefSeq names its product myotubularin related protein 6 (gene mtmr6). The transcript is spliced from 14 exons. The record is from RefSeq and is a predicted model, not a curated record. Gene Ontology annotation, biological process: phosphatidylinositol dephosphorylation. Gene Ontology annotation, cellular component: nuclear envelope; cytoplasm. Bases 123 to 2057 code for a protein of 644 amino acids. Lineage: Eukaryota; Metazoa; Chordata; Actinopteri; Gonorynchiformes; Chanidae. Gene Ontology annotation, molecular function: phosphatidylinositol-3-phosphate phosphatase activity; phosphatidylinositol-3,5-bisphosphate phosphatase activity.
ACGAAUGUAGCUUCUAAGGAAAACAGACUUUUUUUGUUUGAAGCAUCUUUCCAGCCGAUGUGUGAACGUAUCUCCUUGCACUGGUUUUGUCUCUUUUGCUUGACAGCUGGUAAAGCUGCGAUAUGGAGCACAUCCGAACGCCAAAGGUUGAACAGGUAAAGCUGCAGGACCGAUUUAGCAACAAGUCCAUCACAGGAACCUUGUAUCUGACGGCCACACACCUUAUCUUUGUGGAGAGUAACUCUACCAGUGCUCAAGAGAUAUGGAUCUUACACCAUCACAUCGCGUCUGUGGAGAAACUUUCUCUGACCACCACUGGCUGCCCCCUGGUCAUCCAGUGCCGGAACUUUCGGGUUGUCCACUUUGUGGUUCCACGCGAGAGAGACUGUCACGAUGUCUACAGUUCCCUGCUGCGACUGCUCAGGCCAGUAUCCUAUGAGGAGCUCUAUGCCUUUUCCUAUAACCCUAAGCAGAAUGACGAGCAGAGGGAGGAGGGCUGGCAGCUCAUUGACCUGGCUGCCGAGUUUGAGCGAAUGGGCGUGCCCUGUGACCAAUGGCAACUGACCGACGUUAACAGGGAAUACAAGGUGUGUGAAACAUAUCCCAGAGACCUGUAUGUGCCCAUCACGGCCAGCAAACCAAUUAUCGUCGGGAGCUCAAAGUUCAGAAGCAAAGGGCGCUUUCCUGUCCUCACAUAUUUCUACCAGGAGAAGAAGGCCGCUGUGUGUCGAUGCAGUCAGCCUCUGUCGGGUUUCAGUGCUCGUUGCCUGGAGGAUGAACACAUGCUACAGGCCAUCAGCAGAGCCAAUCACAACAGUCGCUUUGUCUACGUUAUGGACACGCGGCCUAAGCUGAAUGCACUGGCGAACCGAGCAGCAGGAAAAGGUUACGAGAAUGAGGACAACUACUCCAAUAUUCGCUUCCAGUUCGUGGGCAUUGAGAACAUUCAUGUCAUGAGAGCCAGUCUGCAGAAGCUUCUGGAAGUGGUGGGUACUCGCGCUCUCUCUAUGACUGAUUACCUGCAAGGCCUGGAAAACAGCGGCUGGUUACGCCAUAUUAAGGCUGUCGUUGAUGCCGCCAUCUUCCUCGCCAAGGCUGUGACGGUGGAGGGGGCCAGCGUGCUGGUACACUGCUCAGACGGGUGGGAUCGCACGGCUCAGGUCUGCUCUCUGGGAGCCCUGCUGAUGGACCCCUACUACCGCACCAUCAAAGGUUUCAUGGUGCUGAUUGAGAAAGACUGGAUCUCAUUCGGGCACAAGUUUGCUGACAGGUGUGACCAGUUAGAUGGGGACAGUAAAGAAGUAUCCCCAGUGUUUACACAGUUUCUGGAGUGUGUGUGGCAGCUGACAGAACAGUUCCCUCAAGCCUUUGAGUUCAGUGAGUGGUUCCUCAUUCAGAUCCAUGAGCAUGUGCACUCGUGUCAGUUUGGCAAUUUCCUGGGGAACAACCAACGACAGAGAGAGGAACUUCAGAUAAAGGAGAGGACCUAUUCUCUGUGGGCUCACCUUUUGAGCGAGAAGCAGAACUACCUGAACCCUUUGUACAACCCCAUCCUUGCGGAGACAAACCCAGUUCUGGAACCUUCCACCCAGCCUUGUUUUUUCAAGUUCUGGAGGAAUAUGUAUCACCAGUUCGACCGCUCCAUGCAUCCACGACAGUCCAUCCUCAAGCACAUCCUCACGCUGACCGAGAACAACAGGGAACUGGAAAAAACAGCCCAAACCCUGAAAGCUAAACUUCAGAAGCUGGGGGUUAGUACCUCCCCGUUGGGACUGUACACCCCCUCCCGGGAACGGGCUCUCCCUCCCCGACCACAGUCCUUGAUUCUGGGGGCUCCUCUCAGUCGGAAGGAGGCGCAGCAGGACGAGGAGGAAGAGGAGGCGGUGUUUGGAGAAGAAGCGCGGGAGGACGAACCUCCCGGCAGUGACGGGGAGCGGACAGUAGAGGGCAGCAGUGCCACAGAGAACGGAUACCCAGAGCUGCAGGGCACGUUCGAGUCAAAGAGCGAGCCAGCUAUAGUCAGCCUGGAGUUUGGAGUGGCCAGAAUGACCUGCUGAGGCCUGCAGGGAUACUGGAGUUCAUGCAUUACUGGAGGAAUGGAGAUUUUUGGAGACGUUGGGUUCAGUGAGGAAGGACAAAGAGAGAGAG